AUGGCUCCUAACCAGAGUGCCUCUAGCCAGUAUGCCUCUGCCUUCAACCAGGGUCCUUCGAACCAGGCUGCGUGGCUUACUGCAAAAUCAGCGUACCCCCUCAGAGUUAGCGUCGCGCCAUAUACGCCUCCAUCCGCCCAUCAAAUUGUGGUCAAAAAUCAUGCUGUGGCUGUCAAUCCAAUCGAAUGGACCAAGCAGUUGAUGGGCAACCUGAUGUUUACCUGGAUCAAGUACCCGUUUGUGCUCGGAAAUGAUUGCGCCGGUGAGGUUGUGCAGGUUGGUGACAUGGUCUCUCGCAUCGAAGUUGGUGAUCGGGUUCUUGCUCACGCCGUAUCCAUGGAUCCGGGUGUCAACAAGUCGUCCGAGGGUGCUUUCCAAAACUACACCGUGAUCCAUGACAACAUGGUCACAGUGAUUCCGGAUUGGCUCUCUUAUGAAGAGGCUUGCGUUCUUCCCCUCGGCCUAUCAACUGCCGGAACCGCCUUGUUCCACUCGGAGUUUCUCUUUCUUAAUCGCCCUGGCACCCCGCUAGGCACAGCCCCAAACUCGCCCCCCGAAGCAGUCCUGGUGUGGGGUGGAUCGACCAGCGUGGGUUGCAACGCAAUCCAGCUCGCCGUAUCUGCUGGCUAUGAGGUCAUCACCACUUGCUCACCCCAAAACUUCGAGUAUGUCACCAGUUUGGGCGCAUCCGCAACAUUUGAUUACCGCAACGAGCUCACUAUCCAGCAAAUUAUCCAUACUCUGUCGAAGAAGAAAGUUGUGGGUGCCAUUGCUAUUGGAAAGAACUCGACUGAAGCUUGCAUCGAAAUUCUCGCAAAGACGAAUGGCUCGAAGUUUGUGGCCCGAGCCAGUUUCCCAUUCCAGGAAAGGGUUCCAACCACAACCUUCCGCGCUAUGGCAGCCGCAAUGUGGUCAAACAUCAAAAUAUUAAUCAAGGCGAAGCGCUGCGGCGUGAAAACCAAGUUUAUUUUCGGGAGCUCUGCAGUCCAUACUGAGGUUGGCUCUAUGGUUUAUCGUGAAUUCCUCCCUAAUGCUCUUGAAACUGGGAAUUUUGUUGCUGCUCCUAAGCCGCGUGUUGUUGGGAAGGGUCUGGCACAAAUCCAGAGUGCUAUGGAUUGUCACAUGAGGGGCGUGUCUGCUCAGAAGGUUGUCGUUUCCCUCUAA
Messenger RNA from Penicillium vulpinum, 1164 nucleotides. RefSeq names its product zinc-binding alcohol dehydrogenase family protein. Gene Ontology annotation, molecular function: oxidoreductase activity, acting on NAD(P)H. NCBI's taxonomy places the organism in Eukaryota, Fungi, Ascomycota, Eurotiomycetes, Eurotiales, Aspergillaceae. The record is from RefSeq and is a predicted model, not a curated record. The coding region runs from base 1 to 1164 and encodes 387 amino acids. The transcript has a single exon.